GAACAUCCGGGCAUUUUAGGGAAAUCCAUCAUGGCUGACGUGGAGUUUGAGAGAGAACAGAUGCUGAAUGAUGUACCCCUUGAGGGGGACAUCACAGUCCCUGGAGCACCACCUGAGAAAGAAGACCAAGAGUUCUCAACUCUCGAUGAGCCAGUCAGAGAAACAAUCAUGAGAGACUUACGAGCUGUUGGGAAGAAAUUUUUCCAUGUUUUAUAUCCAAAAGAAAGCAAAGCUUUAUUGAAAGAAUGGGAUUUAUGGGGACCAUUGAUAUUAUGUGUAUUUAUGGCGAUGAUGUUGCAAGGUUCCACAGAAAGGGCUAAUGAUAUGAACGAUGGAGGGCCUCAGUUUGCUGAAGUGUUUGUGAUAUAUUGGGUCGGUGCAGUUAUUGUGACGCUAAAUGUUAAACUAUUAGGCGGCUCUAUAUCGUUUUUCCAAAGUGUUUGUGUUCUUGGCUACUGCGUGUUGCCUCUUACCAUCGCCCUCAUCGUCUGCCGAAUCAUCUUAUUAGCGCCAAGAACAACAGCUUUAUUUGUAGUACGAUUUAUUACUGUGAUUAUCGCAUUCGCUUAUUCCACAUUUGCCUCUACUGCCUUCUUCAUAGAUAGUCAACCGCCACAUCGGAAAGCCCUCGUCGUCUACCCAGUAUUCCUCUUCUAUUUCAUCAUCAGUUGGUUAAUCAUCUCGCACACCCACAAUUGAACUGGAGGAGAUUCCGUUGGACAAUUAGGAUCGCAGACAACAAAACAAACACUUUUAAGGUGACAUUUCAACGAUGGAAGUUAUAGACAUUUUCACACCAUGUUUGUUUUGGCUUUCUAUGUCACAUGGUCUUUCCAUUGUUCGGGCCUAUUUUUAGACCAACAUGUGCAUUUGCCAGCCAAAAUAAAGCCUUAUAUGGGAAUGUGUGAAGUUGUCUAUUGAUCACCGCUGGUCAGUGUACAAGCAAGCUUGUACUUUGUGGUUGACAGUUGAGAACGAAUGCCCUUGAAGUGGCCAGUUUCUGGGAUGUUAUGAGUACUCCCUUCUUUAAGUCAGCUUGGAUUUCAUAACUUGACUACUACUUCUAGUCAUUAUAUAAGGCUUCUUUGUGCCAAGUUAUUAGGUGCCAAGGGUGUUACCUCUAUGUUGACUUGCCCUUUGUGUUGUACAUAUUCAUUAUUUAUUGUUCUGUAUGCAGGGCACAGAUUUGUAAUCAAGCAUUUUCACAGUGAAGGAAUUAUCCACUAGUCACUUUGUAAGUUACUACAAAAUUGGGUCUGGCCUGUACUUGGGAUAGUUGGAUAUAGAUCCAAAGGGAAAAGCAGCGCCAUUUUUAAGAAGAGAAUGAUUAGGGCUCAAGAUAACCCCUGAAAAUUGUCUUUUGGUAUGAAACUUGACCCAGGAACCUCAAAUUUGAAACUGUUACGUAUGUGACUUCAAAAUUCUCACUGGACUGCUGAGAUUUGUCAAAAAAUGGAUUGACUCUCUGUCACGAGAGUCUAGCUCGGGACCUGUGUAAUAAUAGGUCACUUCCGCGUCCUUUAAUUUGACUUGUUGUUCAGCUUUAGCAAGGUGAUUGUUUUAUUGAGGUUCUGGCAUUGAGGACUUGGCAGUCAUAUUCAUGUUCAUGAUUUUCUCAUUUUUCGAGGUGCAGGGUUUAUUUACGCUUACGCAUGUGUUUCCAUGAUUAAAAAAAACGGAUUUCCCUAUAGAAACUCCAACAUGUGAUGUAAUAGUUGAUCUUAGAUUGAUUUAGUCAUUCUUCCUGUACAUCCUAAUACUCUUUAAAUUCCUUGCUGGCCUCUUGCCAUACUUGCUUGCCUCACCACCCUCUUUGUUUUGACUGUGUCAAUGGGCAAGCAGGGGACAGGGGGAGGGGAGGGGCUCACUCUAGGUGUGCACAUCUGCGGCAAAGGGUACUAAUAAUGGUCAACUGUCAUCUGCUUUCAAUGCCAACAAUUAAAAACUCGUCAUGUGUACUUCACAAGGUAUUGCUCUGGCCAAAGUAACAUUUACCUCUUUAUUUUUGAACCAAUUUUACAGAAGAAGUAUUCAGGUAGCUGUGGAAUCCCUUUCCCAGCACAAAAUACAAACACUUAUUGAAGUGCUUCACAGCUGUGCAAGUUGAGCUCAGCUGUUGUUCAACUUCCAUCCUCCAGGUGGAAGCACUGGGGUAUAAAUUUCAAUGUUUCAUCUACUUGUCAUGUACAAAUGCAUACUGACUAUUUAUUUGGUCAAUAAAUAUUUGUAGCAAAUAAUUGUAAAUAAACUGAUACAUGA
This is a messenger RNA of Lineus longissimus, 2259 nucleotides long. RefSeq names its product protein YIPF6-like. The coding region runs from base 31 to 699 and encodes 222 amino acids. The transcript has 7 exons. NCBI's taxonomy places the organism in Eukaryota, Metazoa, Nemertea, Pilidiophora, Heteronemertea, Lineidae. Gene Ontology annotation, biological process: endoplasmic reticulum to Golgi vesicle-mediated transport. Gene Ontology annotation, cellular component: trans-Golgi network; membrane. The record is from RefSeq and is a predicted model, not a curated record.